Messenger RNA from Biomphalaria glabrata, 2283 nucleotides. RefSeq names its product G kinase-anchoring protein 1-like. The record is from RefSeq and is a predicted model, not a curated record. Lineage: Eukaryota; Metazoa; Mollusca; Gastropoda; Planorbidae. Gene Ontology annotation, cellular component: Golgi apparatus. The coding region runs from base 36 to 1049 and encodes 337 amino acids. Gene Ontology annotation, biological process: signal transduction. The transcript has 10 exons.
UUUUGCACAUUUGCUUUGUUAUAUUUCUUGUAAAAAUGGCGAACAGGCAGGCUAUCGCUGUAUCCACCUCACGAUUUGCGGUUUUAAAAAUCGAAGAUGACGAUGAAGAAGAUAAAAAGCCCACUAAAAAUUCAGCCCAGCAACAAAAUAGCACUGUUUCAAGUUCUAAUAAAAAAAAAACUAAAAAGAAAAAGGACACAAAAGAAAGUGAACAGCUAAAAAAUUUAGCCUUUGGAAAAGGUGGUGGAAAGCAGAGUCAACACAAAAGUGGUGCUGGAGAUGGAGAGGAAAGGAAACUUUGGGACCAAUGGAGAGAGCAUGAUAAAGAGUUAGUAGAAGAACAAUUUAAAGAUGAUCUUGCAGCGGCACUUCUCCAGAGUCGACUUGAUGCGGAAAAACAAAACCAGGAAAAACAAAAGCAAAAGGAACGUAUAGAAGCUGGAAUAGAAGUUCCCAAUACACGAGAGGGAAGAAAGAAGAAGAAACAAAGAGAAAAACCCCAGGCUAUGUCAUUAGAACAAUUUAAACAACUUCCUCCAGAAAAACCAGUCAAUUCUGACUCAGAAGCAGAAGACCUAAACAGUAAAUCAAGUACACCUCCUGUACAAACUAGAGUGCCACCGACACAACAAGAUCCUACAUUUUUUAACUCAAUUGAGGAUGAUGCUGAACAAAUAUUACAACAUGAAAAAAUUCAAGAACAGUAUAAAAAGCAAUUUGCUUCUGAUAGUGUUAUUGUUGCUAAACUCAAGAAUGACUUGGAGAAAAAAGAUAAGCAGUUGGUAGAGCUGAAGAAACAAAUAGAAAGCAUGGAGGAGGAAUUAAAGCAAGUUAAAAAAAGGAACAAGCAGUUCUGUGUUAUUUUAGGCCAAGGAGAAAUGAAAGAUAAAGCUCAAGUACUUCUUCAAGUAGAUGAACUGACACUUGUGAAAGAUGAGCUGACUGAACAAGUAUCAACAUUAACAGCUGAAUUAGAGAAAGAGAAAUCAAAGAAUCAUGCUUUGAAAGCUGAACUAGACAAAGUAAAGCCCACCAAACAUGGAAAAUAAUCUGACACAUUAAAUCAGUUUUACUUUCAAGCCAGGAUUAUUCCUAACUCUUUGACAAGCUAGGAACACUAAAAAUAUGGUUUAUCUGGAACUUUAAAAAAAUGAUUUAUGUGCUAUAAAAGCACUAAGGAUUGUGGUAUUUAUUGGUGGAUUUUUUUUUCUUUAAAAAUGUCAUUAAUUUUUUUUGAGAUUAAAGUAAAAAUGUUUUGUGUUUAGAUUUUGAUUUGAAAUAAACUUUCUAUAAAGUUAAGGGUAUACAGUAAACUUGUUUCAGUGACAUAUUUCUAAGUAGCAAGUUUUAAUUGGUAAGACUUGUCAUAUAUUUGUACUAAUAGUCUUGUAUGAAAAUCUCAAGUUUUACCUUUUUUUUUUCUUUUUGAUAUAUAUUCUGAACUAUGAACAAGAAAGAUUAAAAUAAUAAUAAUGGUUUUUCAUUUUGUUGUUAAAAUGAACAAAUAUUUUAUAGGCAAUAAAUGACUGUUUGGUACAUAGUUUUCAAACAUAUUUAGUACCUUCAAAAAAAAAAAAUAUCUACACCUAAAUACAUACAAAUAAGAUAAUCUCAGGGAGAUGAGAGGUUUUUUGUUUGUUUGUUGCUUUAUUUUUGUUUUUUAGGGAAGGGUUAAUUUUGUUAGUAAUGUUGAUUUUCUUCUUUCUACCAAUUUCUAUCAAAUGUAAUUCAUUCAACUUGUCAGUAUUUCUGUUAAAAAAUACUUUUUUUAAAAUCUUAUUUUGAUUCAAACAAUAUGUUAAAUAUUAUUUAAUUACCAUUUUAAACACUUAUUAAGUCUUUAGCCAAAUGAUUCAAUGACAUUUUUCAAUUAAGACUAAAAGACUUCUAUGUAAAGCUUUUGUACAUUUUUUUUUGUUCAUCUCUUGUAUUGCAAUACCUUUAGUUUGUCUCAGUUCCUUAGAUCACAGGGAACAUUCAUAAAUGAGGUAGCACUAAACCUUCAUAUUGUGCAUGUGAUGUCUCAUGUGCAUCAUGUUGUCUUUAUUACAAACAAAAAUGUGCAGCACUUUCACACAUUCAAAUCACACAGCAUUUAAAUAAAUAAAAUGAUGAACAUUGGUAUAUGUUGGUAUUUGUAGUGAAAUUUAAAUAUCAAAACUUCAUUGUCAACCUUGAUUGAACACCCAUUUUUUAUAUGUUAAAUUGUAAAGUUAUUUACAUUGUUUUUUAAAGACUAUUUGAUUUUAUUUUUUUUUCCCAAUAAAGUUUUAAGAUAAAUAU